UGACAUACGCUCCAAAGCCUCCCUCUGUGUCAGUGAGUCCCUCUGGUGAGAUCAUGGAGGGCAGCUCGGUGACUCUGACCUGCAGCAGUGAUGCUAACCCAGCAGCUAAUUACACCUGGUCCAAGGAGGACCGAACUCUGCUUCAAGGACCAGAGGGCGUUUAUCGUCUCUCCUCCAUCAGCUCUGGGGACAGCGGGGUCUACUCCUGCAAGUCUGAGAAUCAGUACGGACGGAUCAACUCCACGUCUCUACACUUAGACGUCCAGUAUGCUCCAAAGCCUCCCCUCUGUGUCAGUGAGUCCCUCUGGUGAGAUCAUGGAGGGCAG
Messenger RNA from Hippoglossus stenolepis (Pacific halibut), 326 nucleotides. RefSeq names its product myelin-associated glycoprotein-like. The transcript is spliced from 3 exons. Lineage: Eukaryota; Metazoa; Chordata; Actinopteri; Pleuronectiformes; Pleuronectidae. The coding region runs from base 54 to 311 and encodes 85 amino acids. The record is from RefSeq and is a predicted model, not a curated record.